CUCGCACUCUGCCUGUCCGUCACACGUUGUGUACACUGGUACGGCGGGAGGCCUGACCCCCCACGAACCGGCGACUUCCUCUUUUUCAGAUUUCAUGGCGAUCGGGAGAGAGGGAAGACCACCGAAGCACGCACACUGUCUCAAUCCAACCGAAAUACAAUUAUUUAGUGAGAUCUAAGCAGACAGACACUGAAAGGAUUCUCCUGCUGGUGUUGCUCAGUGGGCAGUAGUGGUUUCUAGUGCUGGUGUUCUGUUGAAGGGGCUCCUUAGCGCUCUGUGCUGUUGUCUUGCUGUGUCCUGGGUUAGGACUGCCAGCCUAUGGCUCUAAUGGACAAACACAAAGUAAAGCGACAAAGACUUGACCGCAUUUGUGAGGGCAUCCGCCCCCCCAUCCUGAACGGGCCCAUGCACCCUCGGCCCCUGGUGGCCCUGUUGGACGGGCGUGACUGCACCAUAGAGAUGCCCAUCCUCAAGGAUGUGGCCACUGUGGCCUUCUGUGAUGCCCAGUCCACCCAGGAGAUACACGAGAAGGUGCUGAACGAGGCAGUGGGGGCUCUGCUCUACCACACCAUCACCCUCUCCAGAGACGACCUGGAUAAGUUCAAAGGCCUCCGAGUCAUUGUCAGGAUCGGCAGUGGCUUCGACAAUGUCGACAUCAAAGCUGCAGCUGAGCUGGGCAUCGCAGUGUGUAACGUGCCAGCGUGCUCGGUGGAGGAGACGGCCGACACGUCCAUGUGUCUGAUCCUGAACCUGUACCGCCGCGUCACCUGGAUGCAUCAGGCCCUGAGGGAGGGCACCAGGGCCUCCAGCGUGGAGCAGAUCAGGGAGGUGGCCGGGGGAGCUGCCCGCAUCCGGGGGGAGACGCUGGGCAUCAUCGGCCUGGGUCGUGUGGGCCAGGCGGUGGCUCUGCGGGCCAAGGCGUUUGGUUUCGGGGUGAUCUUCUACGACCCCUACCUGCCUGACGGAGUGGAGCGCUCCCUGGGUCUGCAGAGGAUGACUACGCUCCAAGACCUGCUCAUCCACUCUGACUGUGUCUCUCUACACUGCAGCCUCAAUGAACACAACCACCACCUCAUCAACGACUUCACCAUCAAACAGAUGCGCCAGGGAGCAUUCCUGGUGAACUCUGCGCGGGGAGGGCUGGUGGAUGAGAAGGCUCUGGCUCAGGCCCUGAAGGAAGGACGGAUACGAGGAGCUGCACUAGACGUUCACGAGACCGAGCCCUUCAGUUUCUCCCAGGGCCCCCUGAAGGAUGCUCCCAACCUCAUCUGUACCCCCCACACGUCCUGGUACAGUGAGCAGGCCUCCAUCGAGGCCAGAGAGGAGGCUGCCAGGGAGGUGCGCCGUGCCAUCACUGGGCGUAUCCCAGACAGUCUGAAGAACUGUGUGAAUAAGGAAUAUCUGAUGGCAGCGUCCCAGUGGCCCAGUAUGGAGGCUGCAACAGUCCACCCUGAACUCAACGGAGGCGGUGCAUACAGGUUUCCUGUGGGUCUGAUCAGCGUAGCAGCAGGGGGUCUGACGGGGGCGGGAGCAGGGGUAGAGGCCCUGGCUCACGCCAUCGCCCCUGUGUCCCACCCCCCCCACACCUCAUCGCCAGGGCAACCCAGCAAGGCAGAGGCAGACAGAGACAUCCCCUCUGACCAAUAGCACCCCAACAUUCCUCCGUCACCCCUGGAAACCAACAACCCCACCCUCUCCUCCCACCAUCAUCAUCACCACCAACCCUCCUCUCCGACCUCAGGCAGAUUGACACUGGGGUUCCGGUUUGAACCGGUUCGAUCUGGAUCUGUUCAAGCGCCAGUCCUUCAGAACACAGUACCAGCCCAGGAGUGACCUGCCGUCCACAAAAUCCCCCUCCUCCGUAACCCUUCCUCGGACCCACUCAACCCCCCAUGGACCCCUAUCUCCCCUCUAUCCAUAUUCCCCCCACAACAACAAACCUUCAGCAAUAACUCUCUUCUCAAGUAUUCAAUUGGAUUGGUAUUUUCAUCUUUUUUUAAAUUCUUUUGAGGAAAAACAAAACAUUUAGUUAUUGUUUUGAGUAGCAUUUCUCCAGCAAAGCUGGACCGAGAGUCUGGCUGUUAUGAUCCGUGAGAGAGGCGUGAAGGGUUGGCCCGGCGUACAUUAGUGGCUUUCUGAUGUUACUGCAAUCCUUUCUCUUACGCCUCCCUCUCUCUCUCUCUCUCGCUCUCUCUCUCUCUCUCGCUCUCUCAUAUUUUAGAAAAUGUGUACAAAAGUAAGACACAUAACACAUCGGGCUUCUAUUGUCCCGAUUAUUCCUAGCCUGAUCCUAGAUCUCUAUCUAGCUAGCUUUAGCCAAGUCAGCUAAAGCACAUACAGAUAUGGGUCCAGGCUACCUGAUUCCCUGUCUGUUGGCUAGUGUAGGGAUGAAUAAUGUCAGUGAAGAGCUGAAACCUUAGCAAAGCGUGUUACGUCUCCUCUGUCGCUACAGGGCUGUGUUAAACCCUGUGAGUCCUGUCUCUUCUCCUCAAGAUGGUGAACCCUCUCCUUUGGCAGGCGACAAUUCUCUUUCCUGCUUUUAUAUCCCCUUUUGGUGGUCUUAACAGCCGAGCUCCUUUUGUUCCAGCGCCAGUCACUUCCUGUUGAAAGGUCAGGUGGAUGUCGUCCUAUGUUGUGCUCUGUGUCGUCACUCAACAGGCCCUUGCCCACGACGUGGUCUUAAACUCAGCAACAGUUAUGGGAAAUGUUUAUUCUGUAAAGGCUGUCCCCUGAACCGGUGUGUAGCUUCAAGAUCACGUGAGAACAGUUUCAUAUCAGUAGGAUUGUGGCCCCCCCAAAAAAAAAGUCAAACUAUUGUUCAAGGGCCUUUUUGUUUCUCAGAGGCACUUAGCACCAAGUACACACGGACACACACAGCGAGCUUGCAACAUUGUUAGCAGCACAGGUCAGCUGUGUAGGACUGAGGUUUGGCCAGCAGGGGGUACCACUGCCAUCUGAAUGCUCAGUCUGCAGGCUGUGCUCCGAGAGAGGGGCAGUGAUUUGGCUGCAGCGCUGAGCUGCGUGUAACCAGCCUGACAGCUACCCCUGGGUUUUCGUAACGCGUCCACACGAAGCAGUCAGCCGCAGGGAAAGUGAAGUACAACUCUUUUGCCGUGAUGUCAUUAAUUACCUGCUGACUUCCAAAGACAACCAGGACGGGUGACAAGGCAAGGACUCACUGUCUUUCUCUCUCUCUCUCUCUCUCUCCCAGACCUCUCCGAUCUUUUAUCGCAGUCCAUCCACCCAACCUCUCUCUCUCUCACACCCCAUCCAGCCCUUGAAGAACUCUGCUCUCCACUAGUGCUUUAUCAGCAAGUGUGGAUCGACCCAUCCCUUUAAGAAUGGGCAGUGUAGCCAGCGAGUUGAUUCAACCAUCCCUUUAAGAAGACGGAGAUUCACCGUUCCCGUUAAGGCCAAAGGGAGUGUGUGUGGAGUCUUUAUUCUUACAUGAUCAUAGUGGCUUUUCAAAGGCGACCGUGUUGUCUGCAUGUGGACCCCUCCCACCCCAUUGGUUGUAUUGACAAGUCGUUGUCUUUCUGAAAGAGUAGUUCUUAACGCCGUCGUCUCUCGUUGUUUCAAGGGAAUACCUUUUUAUAGUACCUCAGUAACAGAUAUUGAAUGUACGUUCAAACCCUUUUCUUUUUUGUACAGCUUUUGUAGAGACCACUUUGCUAUUCCUGACCAGAAGGGUUGUGAAAAUUGUAACAAUGACGAUGAUAAAUAAGAACCCCACUCAAUAACCGAAUUGACCAAACAACUUUUUAGGAUUUGUCUGCAGUUUCUCCCCCCCCCCACU
Messenger RNA from Oncorhynchus tshawytscha (Chinook salmon), 3796 nucleotides. Its product is annotated as C-terminal-binding protein 2. Lineage: Eukaryota; Metazoa; Chordata; Actinopteri; Salmoniformes; Salmonidae. Gene Ontology annotation, molecular function: transcription corepressor activity; oxidoreductase activity, acting on the CH-OH group of donors, NAD or NADP as acceptor; NAD binding. The record is from RefSeq and is a predicted model, not a curated record. The transcript is spliced from 11 exons. The coding region runs from base 319 to 1647 and encodes 442 amino acids.